Molecule: messenger RNA, 1062 nt
Organism: Asparagus officinalis (garden asparagus)
Lineage: Eukaryota; Viridiplantae; Streptophyta; Magnoliopsida; Asparagales; Asparagaceae
Product: triosephosphate isomerase, cytosolic-like
Exons: 9
Coding region: 96-857 (253 amino acids)
Biological process (GO): glycolytic process; glycerol catabolic process; gluconeogenesis
Cellular component (GO): cytosol
Molecular function (GO): triose-phosphate isomerase activity
Source: RefSeq, a predicted model, not a curated record
CCAUCUCGAGCCUGCGUUACUAACCAAAAAAAAAAAAAAAAGGACGGAUCUUGGCGAAGCUUACUCUCUCUUAUUCCCCCGAUCUAAUUCCGAUCAUGGGCAGAAAAUUCUUCGUCGGCGGCAACUGGAAAUGCAAUGGAACAGCUGAAGAGGUGAAGAAAAUUGUGAAGACGCUGAACGAUGCCAAAGUUCCAUCGCAGGAUGUUGUUGAGGUUGUUGUGAGCCCUCCAUUUGUCUUUCUUCCGUUGGUGAAGGAUUCCCUGCGCUCUGAUUUUUAUGUCGCUGCACAAAAUUGCUGGGUGAAGAAAGGUGGUGCUUACACCGGUGAGGUCAGCGCCGAAAUGCUUGUCAAUUUGGGAGUUCCUUGGGUUAUUCUUGGUCAUUCUGAAAGAAGAGCUCUGUUGGCUGAAUCAAAUGAGUUUGUUGGUGAUAAAGUUGCAUAUGCACUCUCUCAAGGUCUGAAGGUAAUUGCAUGUGUUGGUGAGACUCUGGAACAGCGAGAAGCAGGAUCAACUAUGGAUGUUGUUGCUGCACAAACUAAAGCCAUUGCUGCUCGGAUAUCAGACUGGAAGAAUGUUGUAGUUGCUUAUGAGCCAGUUUGGGCUAUUGGAACUGGCAAGGUCGCAACCCCGGCUCAGGCCCAGGAAGUUCAUGAUGGUCUGAGGAAAUGGCUUCACAAGAAUGUGAGUGCUGAAGUUGCAGAAUCUUGUAGGAUCAUAUAUGGAGGUUCUGUAAAUGGUGCAAACUGCAAGGAACUAGCAGGCCAGGCUGAUGUUGAUGGAUUUCUUGUUGGUGGGGCUUCUUUGAAGCCUGAAUUUGUGGACAUCAUCAAUGCUGCCACAGUGAAGUCUGCUUAAGCGAUGGCCUGUUUAGAAAGUUUUUGUAAAAUCGUCGUGUGGUCUUUAAUUCUGCAGUUUUUCAUUUUGAAGUUACAUACUGUAGUAUUUCGCCUGAAACUACGAGUUAAAGCGUACAGAAACAGGCUGCAAGUAUCAAUAAGGGUGUUUUUCUGUAAACAUGCUAUUCCCGUGUGAAAUUCUUCUAUCGAAGGUUUUUCUGUUA